Messenger RNA from Miscanthus lutarioriparius, 1233 nucleotides. The record is from the annotation of a GenBank genome assembly. Lineage: Eukaryota; Viridiplantae; Streptophyta; Magnoliopsida; Poales; Poaceae.
AUGGCCUCGCCGGCGCUGCCCACCGACGACCUCCUGUCAGACAUCUUCCUCCGUCUUCCGGAGCCGGCCGACCUCGUUCGUACCGCGGCCGCCUGCGUCCCCUUCCGCCGCCUCGUCGCCGACCGCGCGUUCCUCCGCCGGUUCCGCUCGCUCCAUCCCGCGCCGCUCCUCGGCUUCCUCGACCACAACGGCUUCCACCCAGCGCUUCCACCCCACGCAUCCGCCCCCGCGGCGCAGGCCGUCUCGCUCGCCGCGGAUUUCUCCUUCUCGUUCCUCCCCGCCUGCUCCAUGGGCCGCGGCUGGGUCGUGCGCGACGUCCGCGAAGGCCGCGUCCUCCUCGACCGCUCCCCCGAGGACGGAGGCGAGGAGCCGCAGGUCUUCACGGAGAUAGCGGUGUGCGACCCCUUGCACCGGCGCAGCGUCCUGCUCCCCCCGAUCCCUGACGACCUGGCCACAGCGGUGGAGCACCCGCUCCGCUUGGAGUUUGACCGCUGGUGCGAGCCCUUCCUCGCCCCCCAAGGCGCCGACGGCGGGGACCCAGAGGAUGAGACGUCGUUCGGAGUGAUCUGUAUGGUGCAGUGCAAAGCCAAGCUCGUCACCUUCGCCUUCUCUUCCACCACUGGGGAAUGGCGAGCCGUCGCGUCUCUGGCCUGGCUCGAUCUGAUGGCCGGCCUGGGCGGCUCGUCAAGGAGCCCUGCGUUCUCCGGGCGCCAGUACGCUCGCGGCUGCUUCUAUUGGGUUAUGGAUUGGCGCGACAAGUUUCUCGUGCUUGACGCUGGGAGGAUGGAAUUCUCCAUCGCUGACGUCCCACCUGGCUGCCAUAGGCGACAGAUCGCCAUUGUGGAGGCAGGGGAAGGCAGGGUUGGGAUGUUUGCGCUCCGCGACCAUGUUGCAGAUGGUGCAGUUAGCCUCCAUUAUACUGUAAGGCGAGACGAUGCCGAUGGUUCCAAUCAGUGGCAGGUGGAGAAGAUAAUUCCGCUGGAUCCUGGGUUUCGGUAUUACAUCAGGGGUGCAAUGGAGAGGUACAUGCUCCUGCUAAGGUUUCCUGAACACCUAAGUUUAGCAGGGGUGCAUGUAAGCUCAUCGGCGGAGAUGGAAGACUUGGAAUGUUUUUCGAUGGACGCCAGGACUUUGCAGCUUGAGAGGGUGUGCAAAUUGAAGCACCACAUUAUGCGUGGGCAUGCCUACAUAUAUACCAACUUUCCACCAUCCCUGUCGCCACAGAGUAUCUAA